ACAGCCCCCCCUACGGGCGGGUGCCUCCAAGAGAACCUAGGGGCCUGCGCGCGCGCUGGGGACCCGCAGGGCAAGCGCGAAGGCAGUUUGCUAGUGGUAGCUGUGAGGGCAGAUCAAGGAAAGGAUACGCAUGGCAAAUUAAAAAAUAGAAAAAGCCGUGCACCAUUGCCUCGCCACUCCGGUGGGCGGUAAACACGUACGUGCUACUUCGGAGGCGUGGAGAGUGAGCACCCAGGCUCGCGCGUGGAGCUUCGGGGACUUAAAUCAGCAGGGGCGGGAAUGGGCGGUGCCUAAGGCGCGGGGCGUGGCCAAGGGCGGUGGCUGCGGCGGCGGGGCCAGGACCCAGACAUCUGGGACUGUUGUUGUUCUCUCGCUGCGCGACCGCCUCAGUCACUUCGUCCAGAGACCCGGACCUGGUCCCCUGGGGAGCAGGCAGCCAUAAGCCCCCUCUCUCCCUGUUCCCUCACGCCGCAGCGGGAGCUGUUGCAAGCACCCUGCGGUUGGUCUCCAAUGCCCUUCAGUGAGGUGGGGACGUCCGGACCCUGGUGAGUGCACCCCAGGCCACCCCCACCCCAUCUCAGUGUCUUCGCCGGCCCCUGGCCCGCACGGCUGUCUGGCUGCCAUGGCCGAAAACACAGAGGGAGACCUGAACUCCAAUCUGCUCUACGCCCCCUACCACACCGGGGACCCUCAGCUGGACACGGCCAUCGGGCAGUGGCUUCGCUGGGAUAAGAAUCCCAAAACAAAAGAGCAGAUUGAAAACCUGUUACGGAAUGGGAUGAACAAGGAGCUGCGAGAUCGUCUUUGUUGCCGAAUGACUUUUGGGACUGCAGGACUUCGCUCUGCCAUGGGGGCAGGGUUCUGCUAUAUUAAUGACCUUACAGUAAUACAGUCAACACAGGGGAUGUACAAAUACCUUGAGAGAUGUUUCUCAGACUUCAAGCAGAGAGGCUUUGUGGUUGGAUAUGACACUCGGGGUCAAGUAACUAGCAGCUGCAGCAGCCAGAGGCUUGCUAAACUCACUGCUGCAGUCUUGCUGGCCAAAGAUGUUCCUGUGUACCUUUUUUCAAGAUAUGUUCCUACACCUUUUGUACCAUAUGCAGUUCAGAAGCUCAAAGCAGUUGCAGGUGUGAUGAUUACUGCUUCUCACAACCGGAAGGAAGACAAUGGAUACAAGGUUUACUGGGAAACUGGUGCUCAGAUCACGUCUCCUCAUGAUAAAGAAAUUCUAAAAUGUAUAGAAGAAUGUGUGGAACCCUGGAAUGGUUCCUGGAAUGAUAAUUUAGUGGAUACCAGUCCGCUGAAGAGAGACCCUCUGCAGGACAUUUGCAGGAGAUACAUGGAAGAUCUGAAAAAGAUCUGUUUUUACAGGGAGUUAAACUCAAAGACCACCUUGAAAUUUGUGCAUACAUCCUUUCAUGGGGUUGGACAUGACUAUGUGCAGUUGGCUUUUAAAGUGUUUGGUUUUAAGCCUCCAAUUCCAGUACCAGAACAAAAAGAUCCUGAUCCAGACUUUUCUACUGUUAAAUGUCCAAAUCCUGAAGAAGGAGAAUCUGUGCUGGAACUUUCUCUGAGACUGGCAGAGAAAGAAAAUGCCCGAAUAGUGCUAGCCACAGAUCCUGAUGCAGACAGACUGGCAGCAGCAGAACUUCAGGAGAAUGGCUGUUGGAAAGUUUUCACAGGGAAUGAGUUGGCAGCUUUGUUUGGGUGGUGGAUGUUUGAUUGCUGGAAGAAAAAUCAGUCAAGAAAUGCUGAUGUGAAGAAUGUUUAUAUGUUAGCCACCACAGUCUCUUCUAAAAUUUUGAAGGCAAUUGCACUUAAAGAAGGAUUUCACUUUGAAGAAACAUUACCAGGUUUUAAAUGGAUUGGAAGUAGGAUAAAAGACCUCCUGGAAAAUGGGAAAGAAGUCCUUUUUGCAUUUGAAGAGUCUAUUGGUUUUCUCUGUGGAACUUCAGUUUUGGAUAAAGAUGGAGUGAGUGCAGCUGUUGUGGUUGCUGAGAUGGCAUCUUACCUGGAAACCAUGAAUAUAACACUGAAACAGCAACUGAUUAAGGUUUAUGAAAAAUAUGGUUAUCAUAUUUCAAAAACUUCCUAUUUCUUGUGUUAUGAACCACCUACCAUCAAAAAUAUAUUUGAAAGGCUUCGUAAUUUUGAUGCUCCAAAAGAAUAUCCAAAAUUUUGUGGGACAUUUGCUAUAUUGUAUGUACGGGACAUUACCACUGGAUAUGACAGUAGCCAGCCUAAUAAGAAAUCAGUGCUGCCUGUGAGUAAAAACAGCCAAAUGAUUACAUUUACUUUUCAAAAUGGUUGUGUUGCUACCCUCCGGACAAGUGGGACAGAACCAAAGAUAAAGUAUUAUGCAGAGAUGUGCGCGUCACCUGACCAGAGUGAUACUGCUUUACUGGAGGAAGAAUUGAAAAAACUCAUUGAUGCUCUAAUUGAGAAUUUUCUUCAGCCCAGUAAGAAUGGACUGAUCUGGCGUUCUGUUUAGGGGUACACCAAUACAUCGUGACAUUGUGUGGGCAUAUGGAACAGAGCAACCAAGAACUCCGUACAUUGAACCUUGUGUUAGCAUUCUCUCUCUCUCUUUCAUCUGGCCAAGUAUCUUUUUCCUUUUGUUUUUUUUCUUUUUGGUUAACUGGCUAGACUAAACAAACUAUAAAUUUGAAAUUGGUCUAGAGGGAAAUGAUUCAAAUGUUUUCAUAAUUUAAACGAAAGUCAUUACACUAAAAGUGUUAUAGUAACGUAUUUUUUUCUUUUAACAGAAACAUCACAAUUCAAAAGUGAGUUUUCUUAUAAAUGUGGUUAAGCCUAGUUCUAUAUCUUGUAAUUGUGUAUAGCAUGGUAAAAGACAAAAAAAAAAAAAAAAAAAAAAAAAAAAAAGACAGGUAAAUGUUAUAAUUAUAGGGUUGGUUAAGGAAAUUACUCCAUAAAAUUGGCCAAAAAAUGGUAUUCUUGAUUGUUAUGAAAAAUGUCAUUGUUACAUCACAGGUAUUAAUUUACAAAUUAGAGUAUUUGAAAUAGGAUAUUUAGCAUUUCUGUAAUUUAGAGCAGAUGUUACAACGUGUGGUUUUGGCAUGUCUGUUUCAGGUGCCCUUGGUGCAAUGAAAAUUUACUGUAUGUAUUUAAAAUUCUGACGUUUACUGAGCAUAAAACAAUAGUGGCAACACUCCUAUUGGCUUUGUUCUUGUCAAAUUUCUCAGUGUCUUCUCAGGGUCUGGUAUGAACUGAAAACAGCAUUCCUGCAUUUACCAUAAUUUAAUCAGUGAAUUUUCAGAUAGUUAAGGAAAAUCUUCCAAAAUCUCUAGGUGCUUCCUCAAUAUCAAAUGAGUUUGCUGAUUUUAAAAUCUUAGGAAUGUAAAUAAAGAUCUUAAUAAAAGCAGACUUAAUGUAGUUAAAGAUCUUUAUAUUAGAUUGUGUCAUUUAUCAAACAUUUAGUACAGAAAAAAUUCUGAACUGAAAAAGGAGCUCUGAAUUUAUUUGACAGUCUAACUUUUGAAGUACAUUUUUCUAAGUAGAUUUAUUCUUUUAUUUUAUAAGUAAUGUUAAUCUUACUAAGAAAUAAACGUCCAAAUUUUAUUAUGAAAACGUUCAAAGUAUUAUGAAACACUAAAACUACAUGUUUUAAAACAGAGGUCCAGUUUAUCUUGCUGACGUCUGUAGAAUUUCUGAUUGCAUGGUAUUAAUCUUUUUUUAGUGUAGAAAAUAAUUUUUUUCCAAAAGUCACUUUUGGCUGAUCCUGCAGUCUCCUGAAAAGGUUUAAUAGAGAAAUGCUGUUUAUGCUGGGCAGGGUGGCUUGCACCUGUAAUACCAGCACUCUUGGGAGGCUGAGGCAGGAGGAUUGCUUGAGCCCAGGAGUUUAAGUUACAGUAAGCUAUGAUCGUGUUGCUGCACUGCAGCCUGGGUGACAGAGUGAGACUUUGUCUCAAAAAAAAAAAAAGAGAGAAAUGCUGUUUAAUCUUCUUAAAAUGUAUCUUGUCCUACAUAGUUCUCAGGAUACACAUGGGGUAUAGUAGGAGAUAACAAUAACAAGGCCUAAACAAAUUGCUUAUAGGAGAUAGCACUGGAAUUAGAUAAUUUAUUUCAUAUAAAAUAAUAGUAUAAAGUUUGAACUGAUUAGAAUGUUCCUUAAAUCAUAGUUUGGUUGGUUGCAGCUAUCAGCUAACAUUUGGUUAAGCUCAUAUAAUCCAAACCUAAUUGUCAAAUUAUUGUAUUGCCACUAUUGUUAAUUUGUUCCUUCCUUAUUUUCUUAUCGUUGGCUCUUGCAUGACUGUAUGACUGUAGAUAACAGACAGCUAGCUAAAUGUAGAGCACCAUUUUUCCUAAUGUGUUUUCAAAGGCUUUGCAUUGGAGAAGAAAUGUGUAGAAUUUUUGUUUUAUUUUUAAAAUGUGUAAAACAUCUUUUGUUAUAAGAAUGUAGAUUGUAAUUUAGGAAAUGGCACAUAUUCUACAAAGUGGUAUAACCUUGCAUAUAUGAAAAACAUGUAUAUUUGGUUUAGUUCUGUGUUUCAGUGACUGAUAAACAAAAAUGAAGCUAAAAUGUAUCAUAGUUACUAAAACCAUGUCAUGACUGUCAUUCUAUUAUGAAGAGAACAGUUUUAUUUGAGUGCUUUAAUAUAAUGCAACAUUUAAGUCAUUUUAAGGUGAAGAGUUAUUGAAGGAUUCUUAUUUCAAAAAUUUUGAAGUUCAGAGUUAAAGUUAACAAAAUUUUACAAAUGUUUCUGAAGUAUAUCAAUUGAGGUAAUUAUUCUAGCCUGUCAUUAGUCUGUCUGAGCAUGAUACUUAACAUGAACUUGACGUAGUAGGUGCACAUUUGCCUAACAGGAUAAAUUCAGUGAUAGCCCAAGCUGACCAAGAGAGACAGAAGUGCUGACUAGGAGGUCUCAGCCUUCGGCACCACAUUGUUUAUCUUUUUCAUUUUGAACAAUAUUGUGAAAAUGAUUGCAUUUUCAUUAAGCAUGUAAGUCAAAACUGGAAUUUUCUAGAGCUUUAGAGAAAGGAAAUAAUUAGUAGGGCAAGAUCAAAGUAUACUUUGAAAAUAAGUAGCAGAAAUAACCCAACAAUAUAAAGAGGCAAAGGAAAUGCUUCAAUAAGGCGGCACAGGAAAUGCUUCUUGUGAAGGGCAAAUGUAACACCAUAACAGUAGGGAAUAAACUGUGUCCACCUGUCUACUUGUGUUUAUUUGUUGUUAUGAUGAAUAUGCACCUACCAUUUUCCUUUAUUGUGAUCAUUAAAAUUAGGCCAAGUUGUAGGAGGUGAGAAAAAGUAUCUCUUUUAUGGAUUCAGUUCCUGCUAGGAUGUUGUGUCAGAAUCAUGUGAGAACUCAGGAAGAGAUAGAGCAGAAAUAAAAACGAAGAAAAUAUAGAUUAGAAAAUAAGACCUCUGAGAAAAAGUUCAAGGAAUAAAGACUGUUUGACUCUGGAGAGGAGAAAGCUGUUGAGAUAGUUUGCUAAGUUUGCUAAUAAAGCUUUAUUAAGUCUUUUAUUGAAAGGUCAAAGUAAGAAACACCAUGCCAUAGUGUUCUCCUUCUCUAGUUAAGACAGAACCAGAGGGAAUGAGGAUUUUUUAAAGACAGUAUGAAAAGUUUAAUAUUUAGGAACUUCUUGAGGAGGAAUCUUUAUAAUAUCUUCUAUUCAAAAUCUGUUUUUGUUUUUAAGGGAAUAAAAUGUUUUAAAAUUAACGGAUAUACAAAUGACUUUCUAAGGGUCCUUCUUUCCAAGUACAUUUUUUUUUUUUAAACUCAGGUUAGAAAAAAAAUGUCAUAAAGGGCACUAAAAAUAACAUUUUGGUUUCACUCCAUAUCUAGAAGAAUUUAGCUCACAAAACAAUUUUCGUAUAUUUUGAGUAACUGAUGCAUUAACUGCAAUGAAUAAUUUACCUGCUUGACAGUUAUUUUUAAUUUAACCUUGCAAAUUAAGUGAGACUUGAACAAAAUUUUGUUCAUCUUGAAGAAUGUAUAGCGGCUUAGCUUAUUUGAGGUUUUUGUUUUGAAUAUAUAGUGUUAUUUUGAUGCAGAAAUUUUAGCAGAUGGAGAGGUUCUAAGAGAUUGGAUACUUUGGAAUGUCUUUAUAUAGGAAAUAGACCUCCCAUUUCUUAAGCAAGUUGCUUCUGGAAUUGAUGCAACAGAGAUAUUAGCUGGAGUUUAAUGGAUAAAUUGUUCUAUGAACUGCUGCUAUAAGUAUUUUUUUUUUCACAUUUUCCAUUGAUAUUAGUGAUGCUUGAAAAAUCCAAACUCCACUUGGAUACAUUUAAUUUUAUGCCUUUUCUACCUCCCUCUUUUCCUAGGCACCCUUGAACAUUUUGUUACUGUGAAGAACUACUGCCCUGUUACCUCACUGAUAAGAAAUCUCAACUGUAUUCGUUCAGAAGGCUUUAAACUUAGUCAUAAACUACAUUUGUCUAUGGACUUUUGGUUAUUUUGUUAACGUUGUCAUUAUAUUUAAGACUUAUUGUAGGAAGUAAUUUUAAAUCUAUUUCAUAAUCUGUUUUGGUCUGCUGGAUACUGCUAUAUGUUAAUUUAUGACAUACAGCCUUUUACAAUUCACUUGUCUGAGAUUGGUCUAGAAACUAAGGGGAAAGAGUUGUACUAACCGAAAUGAAUGGGCAAUUGAUCUAACAUUCUAUUUCAGCUUUUCUUGUACUUGGGGAGCCAAAGCACAAGCUCUCAGGAAAUCUUGUUCACGUUUGUCCCUCAGAGCAUCUUACCCUAAGCCAUAGAAGCAUAAAUAGUAAGAUGAGAAUUGCUCAUUGUCUGACUCCUUGCACAGCAUGACUUUAAUUCUAGUUGGAAACAAAGUUAGUGUUGACUAUUGGUUACCUUAUUCACCAUACUGUACAUUCAUUAAGCUAUCGUUCCUCUUUGUUUAUUCAAGACUAUGUACUUACAAAAGAGAACCUAUAAGAAUGUGUAGAGUGACCAAAUAGGGACAAAGUGACAUACCUAGAGUUUGCUGCUCAAAAUUUCUACCAGCAUAACCCUAAAAGCAGAGGGGCAUGAUGGAGUGGGAAGAGGUUCUGAGAGCAAAAUCAGAAGCAGCCUACCACUGACAUGAAGUAUAUUUAAAAUGUAAGUGAAUUUUGCAUUCUCUAUAAUAAAACUUUUAAUAUAAAAAUGAUAUCUUUAAUCUUUACUGGAACUUAUGCCACCACAAAGGAGUACCAUGUUCAUCACGUGGCUGCUCAGUUUUCUCCCCCCAAGCCCUCACCCCCAAAGGCUGCAUAUCCCUGGGGUAUAUACACUGGCUGUAGUGCAACAUAUGUAAACAUAGAACAUAUCUAGACUAUUUCCUGCCCUUAGAAUCUGACCUUCAGAAGGAUUAAUGCCAAACUAAACUGAUGUGAAACAGUUCUGUUACUAUUGGCAUUCCUUGGCUAAGAAGGACCACCUGAUGCUCAGCCCCCUGAGAGCAGGAAUUGUGGUUUAUUGUUUUUCAUAUCCGCACCACCUAGUACCUGUUAUAGAGUGUUUAAUUGCUGAUAAUAGGAAUUAAGGAAUUUUAAAGGAGCAAAUACUUUAAGGAACAAUCAAAAAAUGAAUUUUCUAAUUCAGCUUUUUGAAUGAAGUCCCAUUACUGAACUUUAUAAUGUGAUGUUUAUUAAGCAGACAUCCCUUUAAAUACUCAGUUUUUUUUUUUUUUUUUUUGGAGAGAGCAAAGCAUCUCUCUCUGUGGAAAUUGUAUAUAAUGCCUGGUAUUUUACACUCAAAGCAAGGUGUUGGCCAGGAAGGUAAAGCAAUGGUGUCUAUGUAGACUUAAUAUCGCUGCUCUAAGUGGCCAUUUUGAGCCUAGUAGCACUACCUUCCAAGUGAGUCACAACUAAUUUGAUCCUAUUUGGUAUGUUUUUGUCCAUUGUUGUGAUUCAUCAUGUGUCUUACAAGAGACACUCAAGCAAGAGUCUACUUCUGUGUAUGGUGAGGCCUUGUUGUUCUAGGCUAGAAUAAACCCUUUGUAUGCCUCAUUGAAUAUGCCAGAUAAGAUAUAUGCAGUUAAGAAUGAAUUAUUUUUCUGACUAAAGUGUGUAGCAGUAGUUCAAAUUGUGCCCUUGUUUUAACAGUUCUGUCAACAUCUUGUUUUUCCCUAUAAAACACCAGGGUGUAUUAUAAGUACUGCCUGUGAGAAUUUGCACUUUAUGUAUCUGUGUGUGGAGUUCCUGUGGUUUUAGCCAAAUGAAGUGUUAUCAGUAAUAAACAGGUUUCUUCAUAGGCA
This is a messenger RNA of Sapajus apella (tufted capuchin), 8204 nucleotides long. RefSeq names its product phosphoglucomutase 2 like 1 (gene PGM2L1). The coding region runs from base 623 to 2491 and encodes 622 amino acids. The transcript has 14 exons. Gene Ontology annotation, biological process: carbohydrate metabolic process. NCBI's taxonomy places the organism in Eukaryota, Metazoa, Chordata, Mammalia, Primates, Cebidae. The record is from RefSeq and is a predicted model, not a curated record. Gene Ontology annotation, molecular function: intramolecular phosphotransferase activity; glucose-1,6-bisphosphate synthase activity.